This is a messenger RNA of Crotalus tigris (Tiger rattlesnake), 3161 nucleotides long. It is a transcript of the gene PHYHIPL, whose product is annotated as phytanoyl-CoA 2-hydroxylase interacting protein like. Gene Ontology annotation, cellular component: cytoplasm. Lineage: Eukaryota; Metazoa; Chordata; Lepidosauria; Squamata; Viperidae. The transcript is spliced from 5 exons. Gene Ontology annotation, molecular function: protein binding. The coding region runs from base 47 to 1177 and encodes 376 amino acids. The record is from RefSeq and is a predicted model, not a curated record.
CGCCCCGUGCCCGUGCCCAGCCCAGCCCAGCCCACGAGUCGGGAGGAUGGAGGUGCCUCGCCUGGACCAUCCCCGGAGCAGCCCGGCCAGCCCUUGCGAGGAUGUCCUCAAGAACCUCAGCUUGGAGGCAAUUCAGCUCUGCGACCGGGACGGCAACAAGUCACAAGACAGUGGGAUUGCCGAGAUGGAAGAGCUGCCAGUUCCUCACAACAUCAAGAUUAGCAACAUCACUUGUGAUUCUUUCAAGAUUUUGUGGGACAUGGACUCCAAGUCAAAGGAACGCAUCACUCACUAUUUCAUUGAUCUAAAUAAGAAAGAGAACAAGAAUUCCAACAAAUUUAAGCACAAGGACGUGCCUACAAAACUCGUGGCAAAAGCUGUCCCCUUGCCCAUGACUGUCCGUGGCCACUGGUUCCUGAGCCCACGGACCGAAUACACCGUUGCUGUGCAGACGGCCUCCAAGCAGGUGGAUGGAGACUACACGGUUUCAGAAUGGAGUGAGAUUAUUGAGUUCUGUACGGCAGAUUAUUCCAAGGUUCACUUAACACAACUUUUGGAAAAGGCAGAAGUGAUUGCAGGGCGUAUGCUUAAAUUUUCGGUCUUUUACCGGAAUCAACACAAAGAAUACUUCGACUACAUCAGAGAGCAGCAUGGAAGCAUCCUGCAGCCCUCGGUUAAGGAUAACAGCGGCAGCCAUGGGUCUCCCAUCAGCGGGAAGCUGGAGGGGAUCUUUUUUAGCUGCCACACCGAAUUCAACACCGGAAAGCCCCCCCAGGAUUCGCCUUAUGGAAGAUACAGGUUUGAGAUUGCAGCUGAGAAACUUUUCAACCCAAACACUAAUUUGUACUUCGGGGACUUCUACUGCAUGUACACGGCCUACCACUACGUCAUUCUUGUCCUGGCCCCCAUCGGCUCGCUGGGGGACGAAUUCUGCAAGCAGCGCCUCCCUCAGCUGAACUUGCAGGAUAACAAAUUCCUGACCUGCACUGAAGAAGACGGGGCCAUGGUUUACCACCAUGCACAGGAUGUCAUCUUGGAAGUGAUUUACACUGACCCCGUCAAUCUCUCCCUCGGCACAGUGGCAGAGAUCACCGGCCACCAACUCAUGAGUUUGUCCACUGCCGAUGCCAAGAAAGAUCCAAGCUGCAAGACAUGUAACAUCAGUGUGGGACGCUAAUUUCCAUCGCCACCUUCCUGAGGACCCUCCUCCGUUGCCUACACCCUCUCUCCACCCUACACAUCAGACGCAUGACGAAUGCCCUCCUUCCCAGAAGCAAGUCCCAUGACCCAGUUCUUCAACAGUUCCUCUCUGAGCAGAGCUACAUGUUCCAGCCAAGCUGGGGCAGCUCCCAAAAUGGCAUCCAGUGAAGUAUCUCUCCCCUUCUGCCUACAGCAUUGAAGCCGAGCAUGCUGGCCAUUGUACCCUCAGCUUAUGUGCUUUCCCUGUUCCGGUUGGAUGCUGCUGGUAGGGACAUAGGAUGGAUGACAUCACCGUGCCAGUCAGUGGGUCCCUGUGUCAUGGAGAGAAAGGAAAGGAGCUGCAUAUGGAGACAGUAUUAUCUGCAGCUGCCCUGGGUAGCUGUAGUUCCACCCUUGGUAUUUCCCGUGUUCUUUCCCUCCUGGUCCACCACUGCUUUCAACAGUUCAAAAUCUUGGGGGUAUUUUGGUUUCCUUUUCUUUUAUUUUCCUAGCAACCAUUUAUACAUCUAGGUGCUGCAAUUGGUGUUAAUUUGUCCCUCCUCUCUCCAUACUGCCAAAUGUAACAAAUCUAUAUAAACAAGCUUGAGUAAAAUAAAAAUUUCCUGGCUUCUCAAUGGUGUUUAAAUAUGCAUUCAUUUUAACCUACUGAACAACUUAACUGGAAUAUUUCUAAACAGCAUGAACAGGUGUAAUGGCAGCAUGAUUUAACGCUCGCAAGCCUAGGAAAAAAAAAUAUGUCAGCACUUCCAAUGUGUCGUUUGACAGUGUUAUUUAUGUUAUUUAUAUGAGCUAACAAAACCAACGGAAGACCUGUGUUUCAUCAUAAUAGAAAAAUAUUUUAUUUGUACUGUUGUAUAAAAUAUUAUACAAUCAUAUCGAAUAUAUAGAUGGCAUUUUAAUAGCAACUGUACACAUGUCAUGACAGCAUUUUUCCCUCAUCAAAGAUGUAGUUUGUAAACUUCAAAUACUUGUGUAUCUGUUCCUGUUGCUCUGACAUGAGUUUUGAUUAAAACAGAUUUAUGACCGUCCUGGUUCAGUUAUAAAUGAUGCAGCCAACGACACUGAAACAUCAAUUGCCAUAGAAACAAACAUACAAACAAAAAAAAAUCCACUUAGUUUAGUCAUGGGACACGGUCCUUUCCCAAAUCAUUAAAAGAUUCUUCAUUCUCCCCCCCCCCUUUUUUUCUAAAAAAAAAAAAAUCAUGCUUCAACUUUUACAUAUAGUGACCUACAGACAAGGUUGGUGGGUAAUGGAAUUCAUCCAAUGCCUUCCUUUAUGACACUAUAGCAGAAAGAGCAGUAGGCCCUGUCCACCAUGAAGCUCUGGGUCUUGGAGAGGUAUCUCCCUGGGCUUCCUCAACAUUUUUGAUGUUGUGGAAUCAUCACCCUCCAAACUUAAACAUCUCACCUGGUCCUGUCUUCGCCCACAUCUCUCUUUGCCUGUGGGAAUCCUCCUUCAUCUGUGCACCAGAAUGAGAAGACCAAGGGCUUCUCCAUUGACCAAGCAUGGAGACUUCUUUGAAUCUGGUUGCCAUUAAACCUGUGUUUCUUGGGACAUCUCCUGAUUGUCCACCUCAGACUCAAUCAUGCUCCAUAUAGAAGUAAUCUAUUUUAACCUGCAAGAAUAACUUUUUCACUUACAAAGUCUACUCCUUUUGAACCUCAAGAUGGCAUAAACCAGCCAUGUAUAUAUAUUCUAGCCUAUAGUCAACCAAAUUAGAGAACAAGAAAUUCAACCAUCCGCCAUUCGUAACUAUGACACUUAGAUUAAAUAUCUGCAUACAUCAUAAUGCAAUAAACUAUUAUCACUAUAACAGAGUACCUUGGCGAUCAUCACGUGUGAAAUAUUAAGAUCCUACAAAGUGCAUGCUUUCAAACAAGCUUUGGUAAUCAUAAAAAGCAACAUUUUAUAGUAUUGUGCUACAGAAAAGUGCUACACAAAUAAAGAUUAGAAUGGACAA